UCCAUUGUUGUGUAGCAGCUCCAGCUCGAAGUUAACGAGGACUCUGGAAGAGUAGAUCGAAUUCAAAUCAUCGUAAUGUUCGUCGUUUCGAAAUUGCAGGUCUCGGACCCUGCAAUAUUGCGGAAUCCGAUUCUUCAUCAUGGCUUCGUGGGCUUUAAUGCUUCUCUUCUCCGUCGGUAUACUUUUCGGCCUCCGCUCCGGCGGCUCGCUCCGCCGGCCUUGCUAUCCGUGCACGUAUCAGCUGCGAGUUCUCCGCCGUUGGAUUCGGCGCCUCCGGGAACUUCCGAGCUGUCGUCCCCCUCCCGUCUGACGGAGUCCGUCGGUCCUCCUCCUCUCCAUUUCUCUCAGUGGACACUUACGCAUAAACACAUCGUCUUGCUCAAUGUCAUCGCUUGCGCUACAGCAGUUUCAGCAACAUGGCUUUUCUUUGCUGCAAUUCCUGCUCUUCUGGCUUUCAGGAAAGCGGCCGAGUCACUAACAAAGCUUAUGGAUGUAACCAGAGAAGAGCUGCCUGAUACAAUGGCAGCCAUCCGUUUGUCGGGAAUGGAGAUCAGUGACUUGACAAUGGAGCUCAGUGAUUUGGGGCAUGACAUCACUCAAGGUGUUAGAAACUCAACUCGAGCUGUUCGCUUAGCCGAAGAGAGAUUGCGGAGAUUAACAAAUAUGGAUCCAGUAGUUUCCAUGCAGGAGGCAGAGUACCCAAACACGGAGCAGAAAACGGGCCCCCGGGUAGCUAGAGCUGCGAGGAACUUGAGGGAAGGUAUCGUGAAAGGACGAUCUCUCCUGAAAUUGAUUUUCACUAUAACUCGGAUUUCUAAGAUGGCUUUCAGCUUUCUCACGAAACGCUCUAAGCAACAAUAGCUACGAAACCCGACGCUGACUUCCGGUUGACAGGUCAGCAAUCUGUUUCCUCUGUUUCGUGCGUUUCUUGCUUCUUUCCGGCAGCAAGAUCCCCUCUUUCAUUAGGCACAGAGGUUUUUACUGGCUUCCUAGUAUUGUUUUCCCAGAAUGUUUAACCAUGUUCAUGUGACAUCAUGAUGAUAAAUAUGAUGUUGAUUCUCCAGGAUUCAUCAAUUCUCCUAUAUAUGUAUAUAUGUAUAAUAAGAGACCAAAAAUGUAGAAUAUAUACAGUUGCUGUCA
Molecule: messenger RNA, 1140 nt
Organism: Tarenaya hassleriana
Lineage: Eukaryota; Viridiplantae; Streptophyta; Magnoliopsida; Brassicales; Cleomaceae
Exons: 5
Coding region: 76-861 (261 amino acids)
Source: RefSeq, a predicted model, not a curated record